Molecule: messenger RNA, 1235 nt
Organism: Syzygium oleosum
Lineage: Eukaryota; Viridiplantae; Streptophyta; Magnoliopsida; Myrtales; Myrtaceae
Product: protein TIC 22-like, chloroplastic
Exons: 7
Coding region: 103-1065 (320 amino acids)
Biological process (GO): protein transport
Cellular component (GO): chloroplast
Source: RefSeq, a predicted model, not a curated record
CUCUCCGUCCUCGCAUCUUCGUCUUCUUCUUCAAACCCUUCGAACCUCCGGAAAACACCUCGUCUGCUUCCCGCGAAAACGCUGCUUCGCGCAGAAGCACCCAUGGACAUGAGCUCCGCCUCCGCCAAUCCUAUGCCCUCCUCUCCAAUCGCACGACCCCUCAACGAAUUCAACCUCCGGCAGGCCUUCGCCGCCGUCCACGGCCGCUGCUCCUCCCUCUUCCGCAACCUCUCUCGCCUCCCCGGCUCCCUCCCGCCCAAUCUCCAAUCCUCGCUCUGCGACCUCCAGAGCCAGGCGAGGCACGCGCUCGACGCCGGAAUCUCGAACUUCAAGCUCGCCGCAUCCCCCGCCGGGGCGAAGAACCCGGUUUUCGCGCGGGUGGCGGAUGUCGGCCGCGCCCGAUUGCCUUCGGCCGGUCCCAAGUCGCGCGGGCCGUUGUCGGUGGAGGAGAUCCAGGAGCGGCUGGCGGGCGUGCCGGUGUUCGCGCUGAGCAAUUCCGCGGAGGAGUUCGUGCUGGUCUCGGGCGUUUCGACGAGGAAGGCGUUAGGGUUGUUCUGUUUCAAGGAGGAGGAUGCCGAGGCGCUCCUCGAGCAGAUGAAGAGCAUGGACCCCGGGAUGAGGAGCGGGUCUCGAGUCGUGCCGGUUGCUUUGAACAAGGUGUUUCAGCUUAAGGUUGAUGGCGUUGCGUUUAGGCUGAUUCCGGAGCUUUCUCAGAUUAAAAACGCUAUCAAAGUGAGGCAAAUGGCGGGCUUGUCUGACGAGGCCUUCCUCGGGGUUCCAGUUUUCCAGUCCAGAAGCUUGAUACUAAAGAGCCAAAGCCGAAGCUAUCGUCCAGUAUUCUUCAGAAAGGAGGACCUGGAAAAUUCAUUACUCAGAGCUUCUCGCGAACAAAAUCGGUUAAAUCCCGUGUUUAGACAAGGUGACAUUCAGGUUGCAGUCCUUGAGGAAAUUAUAAAAGGAAUGAAGGAAAAUUCUAAUUCAACAUGGGAUGAUGUUGUUUUCAUACCUCCUGGAUUUGAUGUUGCCACCGAUCCGUCCCAGCAAUCGGCACCUCGCAAUAGUUGAUGCUGUCCAAGCCAAUGUCCUCCUUUCUUUGUCGUUUAUCUUUGGCUGGUAAUGUUGUAUCACUCUUUUUGUACCUCGGAAUGUCGAUGUUUCACUAGGCUGGUACUUACUGCUUAAAAUGAUUUGAGUAAGGUAUAAUUAGAAUGUGCAAGUCAUUUUGAAAGAUUCAA